Molecule: messenger RNA, 686 nt
Organism: Bombina bombina (fire-bellied toad)
Lineage: Eukaryota; Metazoa; Chordata; Amphibia; Anura; Bombinatoridae
Exons: 6
Coding region: 27-686 (219 amino acids)
Source: RefSeq, a predicted model, not a curated record
UUCUUUUUGCACUAAGAGCAAACACAAUGCAUUGUCUCUUUAUGGUCUUGUUGAUCUUCCCCUGUGGAUGGGGGCAGCUAUCUACAACGACACGGCAAGAUUAUAAAUCCUAUAUCACAUCUCCUGCAGGGCAUCACUGUAUACAGAAUGGAACUUCCUUCACCUUAAUAAGGGACCUUUAUCUUUCUCCAUGGAUCUAUCAAUCUGCCCUAGAAAGCCUUGUCACUCGAGUUUAUAAUAAGUAUCCAUGUGUAUCACGACAGUAUACAUCCGUGAGCCUCGAUGGUUCAGGUGUUUCUGAACACAUUUACACCAGCAAGGACGACUUUAAAAACAGCCUUAUUAAUGAAUACUAUAACUGGUACUAUUUCAAUUAUAAUCACAACAAUCCUUGUGAUCAAUCACUUUUGAUGGGAAUUAAGAGAGCACUAGAGAUCUCUCCUAAUGGAUCCUUUAUUUUGGUAUUAAGUGUUGGUUCUGUGGCUGAUUAUUCUAACACAUUUCUAUUAACUGAGAUUAACAGAUUGUUAGAUCAAAAACAAUCUCAGCUAUUUUUUAUGGUAAACAAUGAAUACAAUUGCAAUACUCCGAAUGAGCAACUCAGUGUGUUGAGUGAAAUUGCAUCUCGGAGUUACGGCCAAUUUCUAAGAGUUGCCAUGUUUGACAUUGCACAGACAGAAGAAUGA